UCUUGAUCUUUAACCUCAGCCAAGCCAGACUCAAGAUGCCCUUCAAUCCACACUACUUGUUGGUCGUCCUGACUCUCUGCUGCUUUGCUGCUCUUCACGCGUUUCCUAUGGGUGGCUUUGCUCCACGUGUGGCGUGUCGCUGCAUCCGGACGUCCUCGGCCUUCAUCUCUCCGAUGCGGUUUCACAAGUUGGAGAUCUUACCUGCAGGAGCCCACUGUAGUCGCAUUGAGAUCAUCGUAACCAAGAAGGACAAGACCAUCGUCUGUGUGAAUCCAGAGGCAAGAUGGAUCAACAAGGUUAUUUCCCUGUUAAAAAGUAACAAGGGAAGUGCAGGUGUCCCCGUCUCAACCACUACGGAUGGCAUCAACAUGAUAGUGGAACAGCUACAGUAAACAUCAUCACAUCAUUCAAAUCUGGAGCCAAAUGGAAUGAACACAAUACACAUCUACCUAAU
Molecule: messenger RNA, 454 nt
Organism: Salvelinus fontinalis (brook trout)
Lineage: Eukaryota; Metazoa; Chordata; Actinopteri; Salmoniformes; Salmonidae
Product: C-X-C motif chemokine 13-like
Exons: 4
Coding region: 36-392 (118 amino acids)
Biological process (GO): chemokine-mediated signaling pathway; cellular response to lipopolysaccharide; antimicrobial humoral immune response mediated by antimicrobial peptide
Cellular component (GO): extracellular region
Molecular function (GO): CXCR chemokine receptor binding; chemokine activity
Source: RefSeq, a predicted model, not a curated record